CUAAACUACAUUAAAAUGUUGCUAAUGAUAUUUUAAUAACAAAAAUUUUGAAUUACAAACCAAAUAGGAUAUUUUAGAAGAUAAAUAUUAUUGUAUCAUUUACGAACAGCUAGUACGAGUUCCAAGUCACAUUUUAAAAAUCAGUUUGAUGAUAAAGUCGCGAACAUUUUAUUUAUUAUGGACUUAAUACAUUUUUUAUUCUUGAUACUACUCGGUUUUUAUUCAUUGGACAAAGUAAAUACUAUCGCUGGUGGUAAUAAAAACAGAAUCAGCGAAAAGGAAAAUCAACAUUGUGUUUGUGUGCCUUAUUGGCAGUGUAAAGAGGAUUACAGUGGUUUAGUAGAGGAUGGAGGAGAAGUAAUGGACAUAAGAAUGGCAGACUCAGAUUUCGAAAUUCCAUGUUCCAACGAUUUUGACGUGUGCUGUCCAGUGGAGUGCGGAAAGAGGAAAAAUACUAUUAACGAUAUACUAUCGGAGAAAAUAUUUGAUGGAAAAUAUUUCGGGUUUAGGAUAUUGGGUAACAAUAACGAAGCCGAAUUUGGAGAAUUUCCUUGGAUGUUGGGAAUUUUGGAAGGCCAAAUUUACAGAUGUGGAGCAUCGCUGAUUCACCCACAAGUAGCUAUCACUGCUGCACAUUGCGUUAGCCGAAAAGGACCAUUUAACAUCAGAGCUGGAGAAUGGAACUGGAAAAUAAAAUCGGAGCCCUUACCUCAUCAAGACCAAAUUCCUAAAAAGAUAAUAAUCCAUCCAAACUUCCACUCACCUUCUCUUCGCAACGACAUCGCAAUAAUCAUCCUUAAAUCACCAUUCAAACUCAGCGAAAACAUCGGCUUAAUAUGUUUACCCUCCCAAGGCACUCAAUUCGACAUGCAACGCUGCGUAGCGGCAGGUUGGGGCAAAAAUUCGCACCAAAAAGGCACCUACCAAUCUACACUAAAAAAGGUCGAUCUGCCCAUCGUGCCGCGAAGCAAAUGCCUCAAAACGCUGCAAGAAGUUAGGUUAGGCCCGUACUUUGAUCUGCACAAGAGUUUUAUUUGCGCUGGAGGCGAAGCUAAUAAAGACACGUGCAAAGGCGAUGGUGGAAGUCCUUUAAUGUGCCCUAUACUGGGUCGGCCUGGAAAGUACCAUCAAGUUGGUAUCGUGUCAUGGGGUUUGACGUGCGGUCUUCAAGAUACUCCGGGUGUUUAUGUUAAUGUGGGAUUGUUUAUUGAAUGGAUUGAUAUGGUGUUGAAGGUGCAUGGGUUUGACCCGACCGUUUAUAAAUAUCAAAGAAGAAGGAGGAGAAGUGUUUAGGUUAACUUUAUAUUAACCUACUUUGUAUAUAAUUAAAAUUAAUGUAAUUAUUAAAAAUGUUUAUUAUACUUAAAUUUUGUUUUCAUUUACACAUCUAACCCACUCUCAUAUCUACAACCUUUGAUCAUAUAAACAUAAACACUAGAUAGGUAUGUUUAAAAAUUUUGUUUGACUCAUAAUUUUUUACCAUAUUUUUUUGUACUUAGGUCGUUUUGAAGUAAACUUUUUUGCUAACCCUUUUUUAAUUUUUAUUUUACCCACCUAUGUUUAUAAUAGAACAAACAACAAUAUCAAUGGCCAAAGUGCAGUACCUCGUAUCUGCACAUUUUUACAAUUUUAGGUUUUUAAUGCUAACAUUAGAAAAUUCCUUAAAAUAUCCAGAAUAAUCCAAUUACAGGUUUCAACAAUAUAUUUAUUAGCUCGUAUGAAAUUCUCUUAUAAAUAGAAUUCAGUACCUCGUAUACCGUCAGUCGCCAUUGUUUUGUGCCGUUAAAAAUUUUCUGUAAGUAACGCUCUUAGAU
This is a messenger RNA of Psylliodes chrysocephalus, 1814 nucleotides long. Lineage: Eukaryota; Metazoa; Arthropoda; Insecta; Coleoptera; Chrysomelidae. The record is from the annotation of a GenBank genome assembly.